AUGGAAAAAACAACAGAGAAAGUAUCUAAAAACACUGGUCAAGCAUACACAUCAUUUAAAGGUAAAGCCAUGCCACAAAAAAACAUUCGUCCACCUUGUGUAAAUACUUGUCGAUUGUCUUGUUCAAAUAAAUUUAUUGCAGAUGAUAGAAAUAUAAUACUUAAGACGUACUGGGACCUUGGUUCUUUUCAAAGACAGCGUGGCUUCCUUGCUUCUUGUGUAAAGAAAGUUGAACCUGAAAUCCGUACUUUUAAGAUUCGAAAAGGUGGAGACAUGAAUAGAAAAUGUAGAAAACCAAACACAACUUACUUUCUUAUUAAUCAAGGUAAAGAGAUAAGGGUUAGUAAAACGUUUCAAUUGAAUACAUUAACCAUAAGUAAUAAACCACUACGUACUGUAAUUGAAAGUAAAUUUGCAAGCAUACUUGCUAACGAUAUUAACCUAAAUACCAUCAAAAAUAUUGAUGGCGAAACAAUCAGACUUUCUGAUAUCAAAGUAAUGAAAUUCAUUAAAGAUUCCGAUACCUAUAAGUACAAAACCACAUAUAAAACUGAACAAUUUAAAGAAGCUAAAAUUAAAAUUAGCCGUUCAGGCAAGAAAAAUAUCACAGAUAUUAAUUUGAGUGCUGUUUAUAGCUCUAAAUUGCCAAUUGCAAACAAUAAGAAACAAGACAUUCGUCAAUUAAUUACUGGUAAUAUUGUUCCAAAGUAUUAUGAAAACUUAUACAACAGUUUAUUUGAAUAG
Parnassius mnemosyne (clouded apollo) is the source of this 744-nucleotide messenger RNA. The record is from the annotation of a GenBank genome assembly. NCBI's taxonomy places the organism in Eukaryota, Metazoa, Arthropoda, Insecta, Lepidoptera, Papilionidae.